This is a messenger RNA of Eremothecium gossypii ATCC 10895, 1131 nucleotides long. It is a transcript of the gene TAM41, whose product is annotated as putative phosphatidate cytidylyltransferase. The transcript has a single exon. Lineage: Eukaryota; Fungi; Ascomycota; Saccharomycetes; Saccharomycetales; Saccharomycetaceae. The coding region runs from base 1 to 1131 and encodes 376 amino acids. Gene Ontology annotation, cellular component: mitochondrion. The record is from RefSeq and is marked provisional. Gene Ontology annotation, molecular function: phosphatidate cytidylyltransferase activity. Gene Ontology annotation, biological process: CDP-diacylglycerol biosynthetic process; cardiolipin biosynthetic process.
AUGCUAAGGGGAAGUAAGCUCCAGUCAACACAGUGUAUCAGGACGUGGAUAGCUAUCAGGCAGCAGUCGCAGCUUGCGAGCCGUAGCAGCACAGAAGUGCCAGGGCGCUUACGACCGUCGUUGUUACCACGGGAGAGUGUUGUCAAAGCGAGCGCAGAGGUGAAGGAGUUUGCCCUUCUGGAGCAGGGCAUCCGGAAGACGGACCAAGCUCUCUCGGAAUAUGCAAAUUACCGGUAUAAGUUCAAGAGGUUACCGGCGAAUUAUGGCUCGAACCAGUUGCUGAAGAUAGGCCGCGAGAUCGAUGCAGAGCUGCGGGGGAUAAUGGGGCACUUCCAAGCACCUGUUCGCUAUGCAUUUGGCUACGGCUCAGGGGUCUUCGAACAAGCAGGCGCACACAAGUCGGAUGGGCGGCCGCAGAUGGAUUUAAUUUUAGGUGUAACACACCCUGAGCAUUUCCACUCGUUGAAUAUGCGCCAGAAUGCCCACCACUACUCGACCAUGCGCUAUUUCGGCUCUGACGCAAUAUCAAAGCUUCAAGCGGUGGGUGCUGGUGUAUACUUUAACCCUUUUGUCGACAUUAACGGGCAUCAAGUAAAGUACGGAGUUGUGUCUAUGGAGAACCUGCUUAAGGAUCUAGCAACUUGGGACACAUUUUAUCUCGCUGGUCGACUACAAAAGCCGGUGAAGGUAUUAAAAAAUGACUUGCGUGUGCAAUUUUGGAACCAACUCAACCUGAAAUCCGCAGCAACCUUGGCGAAGCACAUGCUAUUGGCCAAGUCACCCGGGAAAAUCGACGAGUUUGAAUUCUAUAAACAGGUAACUGCCCUUAGCUACAUCGGCGAUGUGCGUUACAAGCUCGGGGGUGAAAACCCCAGCAAAGUAACGAAUAUCGUGGAGAAGAACUAUGAAAACUUUCAACGGUACUACGAACCAAUUUACAGAGAUGUUAUUAUAAAUGACCACGGCUAUCUACCCCGCGGUUUUACCGUAGAUAACGCAGUUAAAUUGCUGGAAGAUAGAAUUAGCUGGAACAGUACUGUACAGACAGUUAAGGGAGUCGUUACAGCGGGCGUUGCAAAAUCAGUGAAGUAUGCGUGGGCAAAGAAGCUCAAAGCUAUUCGGUCUAAAUGA